Messenger RNA from Bipolaris sorokiniana ND90Pr, 2157 nucleotides. RefSeq lists its product as uncharacterized. Lineage: Eukaryota; Fungi; Ascomycota; Dothideomycetes; Pleosporales; Pleosporaceae. The record is from RefSeq and is a predicted model, not a curated record. The coding region runs from base 1 to 2157 and encodes 718 amino acids. The transcript is spliced from 2 exons.
AUGCGUGUGACUCGUGCGCGCGCCCAGCAGGGCCAUAAUGAAGUUACCGACGCGACCGAGCGCGCGCCGUUGAACGAAAUAACGUCGAAUGCAUCAGCCGAGCAACCCCGCGACGACGACGACGAAGAGCUGCUGCCUGCAAAAACUCCUGCGAAGACUCCCGCAAAGAAGGGCAAAGCAAAAGGCCGCGCAAAGAAAGGGAAAAAGGCCAAGGCGGCUGAGGAAGAAGAGGAGGACCAAGUCGAAGCUGCACCUGAAGACGCGCAAACAGCGCCUGAGCCCGUCGAGGCGCCCGCAAGCGCUGAAGAUGGUACAAUAGAGUCCCAAACCCUCUCGCAAACUCAGGAUGAGUCUGUAUCGGCUGUGGCCUCUGGCAUCGAUUCGUCAGCGAACCCUUCUGAAGUUGCAGAGGUCUCCAUCAAGGUCCAACGACCAGUAACCCCAACUAAGCCCGUACGCCUGACUCGCCGCCAAUUGGCCAUGCAGGAAGAGGAAAUGAAGAAGGCGCAACACGCCGCUCCCACAGUUCAGGAACCAGAAACCCAAGUUCCAGAGUCAACAGCAGAUGUGCCCAAAGCCACGGAAGAAGCCCUUCAAGUACCAGAGCAGGUUGAAGAUCCAAAAGCACCAGAAACUCAAAGUGAAGAUGUAAAGGAAGAGAAGUUUGAGGAGGUAGAGAAUGUUGUUGAUAAGGUCCAACCAGAGGCUGUAGUCGAGCCCGUAGCAGAACGUGAAGUAUCCCAAGAGGCUUCGCCAGAGGUGCCACAAGUGGAAGAACCCCAGAUUCAGCCUCAAGUCCCCGAAGCAGCAGCUGACAUUCCCGUACCCUCUGUCGAAGUCAGUCCAGAAACAGAGCCAAAGUCGCUUGCAACCCAAAAGUCCAAUGAAGAUCUUAUGGCCACUCUCAGGAGCCAGGCUUCAAGUCGACGGACGUCGCGUAGCCUCUCAAAAUCCCCUAUGCGUCUCGAGGAGUCUUUUGAAGCAAUCGAUGCGCUUGAGGAGGCUCUGGAGAAUGUCACAUCAGUAGCCAGAAUCGAUCGAUUGAACGAGGAGACAUCGCCCGAGAGAGCAAAGGCCUCCAAGACCACUAGCACAGCAAGCACACGCCCAAAGUCGAUGUAUACAACUUCGACUACAUCUACAAAGUUAUCCAGGGCCCCCAGUUCUGCUGCACCGAAGAGUAUGAAGCCGGUCAAGUCUUCAUUAGCUCGCACAACCAGUGUUCGUACUGCAACUAGCAAGGAAGUCAAGACAACUUCCGCGCCGACGACAGAUUAUCUUGCUGCCAAACGGCGACCGAUCAGCGUAUCAUUUCCUACUCCUGCGCCGCCACCAAAGGGGCGCGCUCCUACCAAGUCAACAUUCCAGCUUUCAAGCAACGACGUAGUCGCAAAGCUGAAGGCGCAGAAAGAGGAGCGACUAAAGCAAGCAGAAGGCACAGCACCAAAGGCACGGCCGAUCAGCAUGCCCCCUCCACCAAAGUCAAACAAACCGCUCACAAAGCCUGCCUUUCAACUGCCGGGCGAGAAAAUCGCCGAGAAACUAAAAGCACAAAAAGAAGAGCGUCUGAAGAGAGAAGAAGAGCAACCUGCACCAAAACAACGUCCAACCAGCAUCACCAUGGCCCCCCUCGCAAAAUCUACAAAAGCGCCCACAAAGCCCAAAUUCGAGCUCCCAGGCUCUGUCAUAGCCGAGAAACUGCGCCUCAAAAAAGAAGAACGCCUCAAGCGCAUGGAAGAAGCCGAAGCAGCAAAAAAAGAAGCAGCAGCACACAAACCCCGUCCCGCACCAGUAGUAUCCCGCAAACCCGUCACAAUCCCCAUCCGACCCUCCCCGGCCGAAGCCCCAGGCGUAACAAUCGGCCCACCUCCAUCUCCUCCCCAACAACAGCAACGCUCCACCUCCCUCGCCAGCAAACGAAGCAGCAUCAUUCUUGUCCCCAAAGCCGUAGUCACGCCCGCGGAUGCGAUUCAACUGAAACUCAAGGGCAAAGAGGUAUUCAAUCGGGAUCGUGUGGAGAAAGAAGCGAGAGAGAGGGAGAGAAGGGAAAAGGAAGAGGCGGCCAAGCGGGCGAGGGCGGAGGCUGCUGAGAGGGGACGGAUUGCGAGUAGGGAGUGGGCGGAGAGGCAGAGGCGGAAGAUAAUGGGGGGUUCUUGA